GUUGGGGAGUGUUUUUUGUCAUUUCUUAAUAAACAAGUUUUUUCCACUUUUCCUCCGAGGAAAUUCUUCCCGAACCUGGUGGUGAUGGUGGUGGGGGAGUUGUGGAGGUUUGUUUCCUUUAAGAAGCUCCUUUGGAGAUUUUCCCCUAAUUUGUCCUAAACCAGGACACUAUGACACUCCAUAAAAAAUAUUUCAUUGAGCUACACAUAUGAAAAGGCCAGCAGAAGAGAUCGAACUCGGCUGUUGUUGCUAUGAAUAUGUGUCAGAUUUUUCACCCAGAGUCCUUCUCCAGUUUCUACUGUACACUUUUAUGAUACUGUUAAGCAUUGCCCUUUUACUGCAGAAUUUGAUGUCAGAGAAAGAAGUAGCAGUUGUUAAGAAGAGAGAAGUAUUGCUCUUUGACAUGAAGGUGUACUUUAGAAAGAACACAUUAAUUUGGUCUUUAUUUAUGUACUAGUAUUUUUACAGCUGCCUUCUACAUGUGCCUAUGUUCCCAUGCCUGUUAAUAAGAGACCAGUGUUUAAGGUAAUAAAGUAUGGGAAACAUUGCUCCUGUCUUACCUGUGGAAUGCUUGGGCAGGAUUAUAGAGGAAUGAGUGAUGCAGGCAGGGGCAGAGCUCAGGCACAACCCCCAGAUCUUGGUCUGAACCAGUUCCCUCCAUGUCACCAGGUUUAUAACCGACAAAAUUAUGUACAAUCUUCAAAAGAAUUAAUUCUACAGCAAGGAUGUUUUGUAAUCAGUAGUUGUAGAGGUUUCAUGUUCGCUGAAUUCUGCUUGUUAAAUUUAGUGUAGUGGUCUAAAUAGUCUCUUGUUGUGAAAAUAAGAUUAGGAGAAAAGGCAAAACAGGCUUAACUUAAAGAUAAAAAUAGAUAGAUUUAUUAACACACACCAAAAGAAAAAGGGAAAGAAAAAAAAAAUAAAAUUGAAGCUUUCAAAGCACUCCCCCCCCCCCCUCCCCUGUUAAUGGUUUACUUUCUCACAUAAAACACAAAGAGACAAAACUUGGAAUUUUCAGUCAGUUUCACCAUUCAAAAAUAAUCUUUCAUCAGUUCUUUUAGGAAAGGAGUCUCUCUUAGAAACUUCUUUGGAAUUUCUCUACUGACAACAUAAAAGUUGUCUUGUGGGUCUCAUCUCUCACAAAGACAGCCGCCCAGAAAACCUGCCUUUGUGAGGUCCCUCCCAAUAGCAGCUUUCCCAACACUGCAUAUGGGCCACAUCUGCUUAUUAGGGGCACUGUUUAAGGAUGCCUCUUCUAGUAUAAAACAAAGAUUCUCUUCUAUUUCCAAAAUCACCUUCAUUUCAAAAACUAAAAAUCCCCUUUUCCUUAGGAGCAAAGAGCUUCAUAUCGCUUUUAACUAGAGCUUUACAUCCCCCCCAACAGCAUUCAUAUGUUACAGGAAAAAAUAGUCCAUUAUCCAUAGUUUACUAGAGAUGUCCAGCCAAAUUAGGCCACUCUGAUGGUGAAGGGUUAAAAAAUAUAAUUUCUGUAUAAGUUAACCACAGGGUUAAGUUGAGGUAUGUGUGGGGGGGAGGAAGGUAGAGAACGUACAACUGGAACUUGAUGCAGCUCGGCUUUGGAACAAGCGUCAGCUUCUGCAACCAGCUCCAUGCUAUUGUAAUGACCGAAUCAAGUGUGACUGCAACCCAGGAGAUAAUUGAGAAGCAUUGUUUUAACCAAAUCAAGUGUGGAUCAGGGUAGAAGCGUAGGUAUGAUUUAAGAUAGUAACUAAGGAAUAGGAUAAUCAGUAUCUAGGGGUGGAGGUUAGUUAACAUGUGUAUAAUUUAAACUAUAAAAAUCACAAAUCGACUCUGUAUUCUUGGGCACAAGAUUUCGGCACUGUAUUCCCGUGUCCCGCACGCUUGAAUAAAGAACCGCAUAUGAUCGCCUUCGUGUGGUUAUAUGUUUUCCCAGGACGGGACCUUGUGGGCGCAGCCAGGACCCUGUGACCCGAUCACGCUCCAGCCGGCACCAGGUGAUUUCUCGAGGAGCUUAUCAGCGCCGCGACCCUCGCCGCUCACAAUGACCCCUGGUGAGAGCUCGGCUUCGAAGUGUUCUCGUGUGGAACCGACCACUGGCCCUGGAGAAUCCAGUCCACAACAUCAAACCAGGAGAUGAAGUAUACAUCAAAACCUGGAACGAAGAACCACUAAAAGAGAAGUGGAGUGGUCCCCAUCAGGUACUGCUAACCACCUUUACAGCAGUCAAAGUGGCUGGAGUGGAACCCUGGAUACACUACACGUGCGUGAAGAAGGUCCUCCAUGGAGUCCAGUAGUGGGCUGUAGAAACUAUAGGACCGACAAAACUGAGGCUGAUAUGUCUAACUGUUCAAAUGGUAUCGGUAAUUGUGCUCAUGCUCUUCUUGUGGGUAAUGUUAAUUUCAUGGAUACUAAUGUCACCAGUAGGGAUUGCUGUUACUUUGGGAUAUGGAAUACAGGAGGGUCAACUAACCACUCUUCAUUCUAGAAUGAAGAGAGAGGUACAGGCAAAGACAUAAGUAAUAGAAAUUUCUAAUGAAAUUCGGGCUGAAAAUGUAAUGAUUAGAUUGGUCAGACACUUUGCCAAAAUGCACAAUACCAGCAGAAUAACGGCCUGUCUGCCAAUACCAAAGGCAGCAGGGGACCCAGUAAGCUGGGGAAUAAUAACAUCGAAAUUACCUGAAAUAGGAGGGAACAAAACAAUCAAAUGUAAACAGGUACCAGAGUCAAGGGUGGUGGUCAGAGAGUACUGGAAGAUAACAGAGAGUUGCUAUAUGCAACCCAUGAGAAAGUCAGACUGCAUUCUCAGUAAUGGCAAAUUAGGACAAAUCAUAGAGUGGUGGGUUAAGGACCAAGACCUUGCAAAAUGGCAAUGUUGGUUUCUACACUAUCAAAAGAUCAGGGACAAUGCUACAGAAAGUGUUGUGGUGUGGAAAUGUGAAGAAAAGGAUUGGAAAGGACUGGAACCCUGGGACAGUGCAUGGUCUAUGAGCAUCCUCCAGAAAUUCCAAUAUAUGGAAAGCACACCCUGGUGCAUUAAAUGGAAAGGCUCUGAAAAUGAGACAGAUCCCACAGUGAUGAGUACUGGUACUAGCAGUCAGAAAGAGGCAAAUAAAGUAAGUUGGUGGGUAUGUAAUAAAAUUUAUGAUUGCACCUCUGAUAAUCUGGAAAUAAAACAGUGGUCACCAUUGGCAGUAGCCUUACAAAUUGGUUGUGCCUGCAGGAAAAUUAAACACAAACAAGGCAAAAUAGAUUCCAAGAUUAUAGUAAGAUGUAGCAGGAGUUCAAUUCGAAGUCCAGGACCGUUUGUAUGGGCAAUGAGUGAUGGCACAUGGACAACACAUUUGCCUAUGGACGGGGAGGUAAGAGAAAUCACCCUGGGACUUCCCACCUUAUGUCCAAUUUGGAAGAAAUCCCCAUUUAACGGGAGCAGUGAACCCUUGCAAAUAAAAGCAAAAUGAGAUGUCUCAGAGGACAAGAACCCAGAUGACACUUGGAAGGAACCCUCUAGUAAAGAUUGGGUGGGCCCUAGAAUCCUUGUUUAGUCCCAUUGCAAAUUAUCGAAAUAGAGAAAUGCUAUAUAGACUCACAGGUCAGGUAGAUAGAUUAGCAAGAAUCACACAAGAGGGAUUUAGGGAACUCAAUGUGCAAUUACAGGCCACCACCAAAAUGACUGCAAAAUCGUUUGGCUUUAGAUAUGUUACUUUUGAAAGAACACGGAGUGUGUGGAUAUUUAAAGGGACAAAUUGACCAUUGCUGCAUCCACAUCCCAAAUGUAACUGCAGAUGUAGAACAUGACAUCAGCCAGUUAAAACAAAUAGAGCAUGAGGCACAAAAGGAACAAAAGGAUUUAGCUACCAGCUGGUUAGGUAAAAUCUUUGAAGGAUUAGGAUGGAAUGUGAGUUCAUGGAUAAAGUCUAUCCUUGAAAAUCUGAUAAUUUUACUAAUUAUAUUUUUAGUAAUUUGGUCAGUUUACAGAAUCCUGAAGAGAGAGAUACAGAAAAAGGCAUCUGGGAACAGGACCAUAAUGAAGGCAUUGGCACGGAAUCCAUAUCCAGUGCCUCCAAUCCGCAACAACAUCCCGGACAAAGCCUAUGACAACAGAGGAUUUGAAGAUGAACAUCCAGUAUAAACUCUGAAGCCUAAUGGACUGUAUUAAGUGAAAGCAUUUACACUUAGUAUAUUAGAGUGAAAAUACUUUCAAAGGGGAGAAUGAUGGUGGAGGGUUAAAAAAUAUAAUUUCUGUAUAAGUUAACCACGGGGUUAAGUUGAGGUAUGUGUGGGGGGAGGAAGGUAGAGAACGUACAACUGGAACUUGAUGCAGCUCGGCUUUGGAACAAGCGUCAGCUUCUGCAACCAGCUCCAUGCUAUUGUAAUGACCGAAUCAAGUGUGACUGCAACCCAGGAGAUAAUUGAGAAGCAUUGUUUUAACCAAAUCAAGUGUGGAUCAGGGUAGAAGCGUAGGUAUGAUUUAAGAUAGUAACUAAGGAAUAGGAUAAUCAGUAUCUAGGGGUGGAGGUUAGUUAACAUGUGUAUAAUUUAAACUAUAAAAAUCACAAAUCGACUCUGUAUUCUUGAGCACAAGAUUUCGGCACUGUAUGCCCCUGUGUCCCGUGCGCUUGAAUAAAGAACCGCAUA
Molecule: messenger RNA, 4614 nt
Organism: Prinia subflava (tawny-flanked prinia)
Lineage: Eukaryota; Metazoa; Chordata; Aves; Passeriformes; Cisticolidae
Exons: 2
Coding region: 2535-3437 (300 amino acids)
Source: RefSeq, a predicted model, not a curated record